CAUUUCGCCCCAUGAAACCCCAAACCCUCGCCGGCCUCGCCACACCCGCCGCGUAGCACCGCACCAUCGCGCCACCCCCCCCUCGCCGUCGCCGGGGAACCCCGCCACCAAUCCCGCCCCGCCUCCUCCCGUCCACGCCCGCGCCCACUUGUCCGAUCCAGCCCUACACGAUGAACGGGGCAGCGGCGCCCGAGCCCACGGAGGCCCUGGCCCCGUCCCCCCAGGCGCCGCUCGACUGGAGGUUCUCGCAGGUCUUUGGCGAGCGUGGGGCCGGCGAGGACGUCCAGGAUGUUGACAUCAUCUCAGCAAUAGAGUUCAAUAAAUCAGGACAUCAUCUUGCCACUGGGGACAGAGGUGGCCGGGUUGUUUUGUUUGAAAGGACUGAUGUCAAAGAUCAUGUCCCUAGAAAAGAUGCUGAGAAAGCCGAUUAUUCUAUCAGCAGGCAUCCUGAAUUUCGUUACAAAACCGAGUUUCAAAGCCAUGAACCAGAGUUUGAUUACCUUAAAAGCUUGGAAAUUGAAGAGAAGAUUAACAAGAUAAAGUGGUGCCAAGAAACGAAUGGUGCAUCGUUUCUUCUGUCCACAAAUGACAAAACGAUAAAGUUUUGGAAGGUCCAAGAAAAGAAGGUUAAAAAAAUAUGUGAGAUGAAUAUGAACCCUUCAAAUGCUCCUGCAAAUGGUAGCCCUGCUGGCAGUACUAUGUGUGGUUCAAGCGCAUGUAUUCCAAAUGGUGGAAUCUUGAAGCCUGCUGGACUUCCUUUACUUCGCCUGCCUGUGGUAGUUACAAGCCAGGAAACAAGUCUCGCUGCAAAUUGCCGUAGAGUCUAUGCUCACGCACAUGACUACCAUAUCAAUUCCAUUUCAAAUAACAGUGAUGGUGAGACAUUUAUAUCAGCAGAUGAUUUGCGGAUAAAUCUUUGGAAUUUGGAAAUCAGCAAUCAAAGUUUCAACAUUGUUGAUGUUAAACCAACGAACAUGGAGGAUCUCACCGAGGUUAUAACAUCUGCGGAGUUCCACCCUUCUCACUGUAAUACGCUGGCAUAUAGCAGCUCAAAGGGCUCCAUUCGACUCGUUGACCUGCGGCAAUCAGCUCUUUGCGAUACCCAUUCCAAACUCUUUGAGCAGCAUGAGGCCCCAGGUUCAAGAUCCUUUUUUACUGAGAUUAUAGCCUCAAUUUCUGACAUAAAGUUCUCCAUGGAUGGGAGACAUAUUCUGAGUCGUGACUACAUGACUCUGAAGCUAUGGGAUGUUAAUAUGGAUUCUGGUCCAGUUGCAACGUUCCAGGUUCACGAGUACCUAAGGCCUAAGCUGUGUGAUUUAUAUGAAAAUGACUCGAUUUUUGACAAAUUUGAAUGCUGUCAAAGUGGUGAUGGGUUGCGAGUAGCAACUGGUUCUUACAGCAAUAUUUUCCGGGUGUUCAAUUGCGGUGCUGGUGGCAGUGAAGUGACCACGCUUGAAGCAACUCGAAACCCCACAAGAAGGCAGAUCCAGAAUCCCGCACGGCCGGCGAGAUCUCUAAGUAGUCUGACAAGGGUUGUUAGACGAGGUGCAGAGAACACCGGAAUAGAUGCGAAUGGGAACUCCUACGACUUGAGCACAAAACUGCUGCAUUUGGCAUGGCACCCAUCCGAAAAUUUAAUUGCCUGUGCUGCAGCCAACAGCUUGUACAUGUACUAUGCGUAAAACACGGGAAAGGAGCGAAGGGACAGUAUUUUUUGGUAGCUGCUCCCGGCGAGAAGAGGAGUUAUAUUAUCCUUGGUACGGCAAAUCAGGGAGAUGGUAUAUUUUGGGCCAGUCACAUGCUGUUCUUUUGAGUUCCAUAUAGAGCUGUCCAAGAGUCCAAGAGGAAGUGACUGGAUCAUUCCCGGGAAGCAGCUUGAUUCUGAUAAAUUUUUUAUUUUAUAGGGGAAAUGGCCUGUCUUUCCCCUAUAGGUUCAUUUAGGUUUAAGAUAAGAUUCUGGUUCGCCAUUUGAAAGGAACAAAACUUCUGGGCAUCUCCAGUAGAUGAUAAGGGGAUGACCUGCCGUUGUGAUGGAAUCGUGGGCUUGUAACACCAGGGGCAUUCAUGUUUUUGAUAAUUUUCUAUUUCAAUAGUGAACUUUCUCAUUCCUCCGA
Messenger RNA from Hordeum vulgare subsp. vulgare (domesticated barley), 2114 nucleotides. Its product is annotated as serine/threonine protein phosphatase 2A 55 kDa regulatory subunit B beta isoform-like. Bases 171 to 1682 code for a protein of 503 amino acids. The record is from RefSeq and is a predicted model, not a curated record. Gene Ontology annotation, biological process: peptidyl-serine dephosphorylation. Gene Ontology annotation, molecular function: protein phosphatase regulator activity; protein binding. Lineage: Eukaryota; Viridiplantae; Streptophyta; Magnoliopsida; Poales; Poaceae. The transcript is spliced from 14 exons. Gene Ontology annotation, cellular component: protein phosphatase type 2A complex; cytosol.